CGAUCUGUGCGAUAUGUGUCCGCCGCCACGGAAGCCAGUGCGGUGAGAUUAAGCUCACCAAAGAGGUAAUGACCCGUGCGUUUUCUUAGGCGUUCACUCUCAUUCCGAAACUCGUCCUCAUGAACCCUUGCAAUUGCCAACUCUUCCAUCCCUCGAUUGUAUUAGAGGAGUUGUCCUCAUAAUGGCGACCACCACAGAACCCCAAGCUGUCCCAGCAACAGAUACACUGCUUAAUGAAAAAGUAGCCUCUCUUACCGUUUCCGAUGAUGCGACACCAGCGGGCUCCUCCGAUAACUCCGAAAAGACCUCCGAAGUGGCUCCUGGCCCAGCUGUAGUUGCACCUGAGCUAUCCUCGAAGCCCGUCGCAACCGAGACUCCGAAGGAUGACGAAGUGUUCAAGCUGCCAAUUGCACACCCGCUCGAUACGUGCAAGCCUGGGUCUCCACCGGAGCCCACAGCAGAGCAGCAGAAGAAAUAUGACACUGUCCUUGCCGCCGUCGAGGCAUGGACUGAGAUACCGGACACUGCAAAAGGCACCUCCAAAGCACCCCUGACCGACGAAGAGCGCAUGUGGUUGACUCGCAAUUGCCUCCUUCGAUACCUUCGUGCUACCAAAUGGGCUCCAAAUGAAGCCAUUACUCGUUUACAGGCCACACUGACAUGGAGACGGGAGUUUGGUAUAUAUGACAAGAUCACUGCAGAACACACGGCGCCCGAGAAUGAGACUGGGAAACAAGUGAUUAUAGGGUACGACAUCAACGGAAGACCAUGUCUGUACCAGGAUCCCUCAAAACAAAACACUCAAGAGUCUGAGAGACAGGUUCACCACUUAGUGUAUCUACUUGAAAGGGCGAUCGAUAUCAUGCCUCCUGGACAGGAGACUUUGGCCCUCGUCAUCAAUUUUGCAAAUUCCAGCCGCAAGACGAGCCCAUCCAUGGCCAUGUCUCGUAAUGUGCUCAACAUUCUGCAGACAUACUAUCCGGAACGCCUUGGAAGAGCGCUCAUCUCUCAAUUGCCCAUGAUUAUCAGCAUGUUUUUCAAGGUGAUCACACCAUUUAUAGACCCUCUCACUAGGGAGAAGAUUCGAUUCAACGAACCGUACACUAGCAAUAUCCCGCCAUCGCAAUUGUUGAAAUCUUGGGGUGGUGAAGCUAACUUUGAAUACGAGCACGACGUUUACUGGCCGGCAUUGGACGCAUUCGCAAAGCAGCGCAAGGAAGCCUUCCGGGAGCGCUGGAUCGCCAGGGGAAAGAAGAUUGGUGACGAUGAGUGGAUCUUGAAGGGUGGUAGUCCUCAAUGAAGGUCCCGUUCUACUCGUCUGUAGGUCGAUUCUUUUCGUAAUUUGGCAGGCUAUACAAUGUCGAUGUCCACAUAGCAUAGCGCAAGAUUGGUAAUAGACUAUAUAGACAUACCUGAUACUAGUACCACGAACUUGCUCUUUAUUCCCACUGACACAGGAUGGAAGUCCUCGAAUAUUGGCCUCUUCCCAGGUCUAGACGCGAAGUAAUUAGAGAUGGACGUCAGUGUAAC
This is a messenger RNA of Pseudovirgaria hyperparasitica, 1530 nucleotides long. Its product is annotated as CRAL/TRIO domain-containing protein. The record is from RefSeq and is a predicted model, not a curated record. NCBI's taxonomy places the organism in Eukaryota, Fungi, Ascomycota, Dothideomycetes, Acrospermales, Acrospermaceae. Bases 182 to 1300 code for a protein of 372 amino acids. Gene Ontology annotation, molecular function: phosphatidylinositol transfer activity. The transcript is spliced from 2 exons.